AUGAAAGUAAUCCAGAGGUACCAUCGUGCGAUUCUGGCACCUGUGUCGAUCGUGAUAUUGUUAUGCGGCUGUACCGAUCUUGUGCUGUCUCGGUCGCCGCGUUUUGCCCAGUAUCCGAGAAACGAUACCGAUUUUGUCUCCACCGAUUGUGAACGUGUCAGGCCUUUUUUCGAGAGCAAAAAUAUCACGUUGGUGCUUGCGAAGGAGCCCGUAACGGGGAAUAAUGCGAAAACAACUUGCGAUGGCAUGUGCUGCAACCAGAAGGCCGAGGAACAGCUAAGACACCAAGCCAGGGCAGAUUUUCACGACUUGAUCCAUCAUCAUAGCAGAAGUUUGCAAGGUCUUCUGGCAACAACGGCGGAUGCAUUAAGAGAAACGGUGACGAUGCUCGCGAGACAGUCGGAGAACAAAACCUUGACGCUGUUCGAUCAAGUGUACCGGGCGAUGGCGGUGUUGAGCAGGCCCUCGAUAAAGGCGCUCUACCAGGCGAUGGUUGAUUACGUGUCGGCGAGCAACACGCCGGACACGUUGCAGCAGCCCCUCACGCGCGACAUGCUUCAGGAACGGUUCAUCGAGUUCUUCACCAAACUGUUCCCGAUCGCGUAUCACAAGGCGGUGAAUCCCCACCAGUACGAGCAAGAUUUCACGGAGAAGUUCAAGACCUGCCUGUACGAGACGAUGGACGAGAUACAGCCGUUCGGCGACAUACCGAAACAGGUAGCGAAAUCGGUGAGCAAGAGCUUGGAGGCGACGCGAGUGCUGGUACAGGCAUUGACUCUCGGCAAAACGGUGCUGGAUAGGACGGACAGCGUGCUGUUUUCCGGUACUAGCCCUCAGCAGGAAGCCUGCUACGGUGCGCUGCUCAGGAUGACCUAUUGUCCCAGGUGCCAGGGCAUCGGUCCCUCAGUCAGGCCCUGCAGCGGAUUCUGCACCAACGUCAUGAGAGGUUGCCUGACACAGCCAGCAUCCGAACUGGACCUCGCAUGGUCUGGUUACGUGGAAACGGUGGAGAGGCUCGUUGUGGCGGUCGACGGUCGUAUGGAUCCGUUGCGCUUGAAUGCCGAGAGGGCUGUCAGACAAUUGGACACCCGCAUUUCGGACGCCAUUAUGCACGCGAUGGAGAACGGGCCGGCGCUCGAGGAGAAGGUGAGAAAAGUGUGCGGCCGUGCAGAGCUGCGGCCAUCGAACGGAGGGACCGUUACCGAUGCAGCUGCAACAGGGAAAUCGACGUCAACCGGGUUGGAGAUGCACGCAGCUGCACCGAGUGCCACGCAUCGGACGUUACCAACGCAGUUGCACGUGCAGCUGGGCAAUUUCUUAGCCAGUGUCGUCAGGUCUCGGACCUUCUACGGCACUCUGGCCGACACGAUCUGCGAGGAAUACCCGGACAGACGAUGCUGGAACGGCGAACGCAUCGGAGAAUACACAAAGACGGUUGCGGACUCGAGUCUGAUGGCGCAGAGGUACAACCCCGAGUUCACCAUAACGACGAUGUCGCCGACGACGACUUCCUACGGCAACGCGAACACCAGCGUGCUCAUUGACCAAUUGAGGCACAUUAAUCAGAUCAUGCAGUCUCAAUUGGCGUCGGCACCGGAUAGCGGAACGUUGCUCGCCGACGAGGCUCUGGAUGGUUCCGGAAGCGGUGACAGGCCAAUAUGGAGGAAGAAGGGCAGAGGAGAGGAAAUCGACAACGACGACGAGGAUGUACAUGGCUACGGCCCUGACGACGAGGAAGCGUCUGGAUCAGGAAUGGGCCCUACCACACCAGACCCGAUGCUGAAGACGAACCACGAGAACACAAUCGCAGGCGGCACAUCGAGGAUCCUGCUGUCGUCGGUGACCAUAAUGGCGAUCGCCUGUGCGCCGUUGAUCGCCUAAGUCGAGCGAAAUCCGGCGUGAGAGUAGGGUACGACAACAAUUUCGACGACCCACGACCACCUAGAAAAACAAGACGUAGACAAACGAUUUUUGGGUGCCCGCGUCGGCGAACAGGAUGAUCCUGCUCGACACGAGGGUGAUCAAUCCGAAAUCCUCCUUACGGAUCUUACGAAUCUGCUUUAUAGGUAUUUAUCAGGUGCCGCCUGAACGAGUGAUCGAUGUGCGUCGGCCGAAUCGUACGAAGAGAGACACUGUGUGUUGUUUCGUAUCGAGGGAUUCGCGAGUAAGACUUUCCGAGAUCGUUCUCGACGUGAUCCAGCAUUAUUCGAGCACUAUACGCGCGAGCUGGGUAGUUCUUUUCUUUUUCUUUCUUUUUUCUUUCUUUCUUUCUUUCGCCGAAAGAUCGUUCCACGCGUGGAAAUAGUAGGAUAGCUGUAGAAAGGAGAGUUCCUUGGUCUUCGAGGAUCGCAAAUUGGGAAACUGUCCGGAAGAGAUCGUUACUGAGAGAGAUGAAAACUGUUUCGCGGGCAGAAUUAAAACGUCGAGGCUGGUAUCGGAUUGUUCGUGUGCGACGAGAGAAUGAGAAGAAGAAUAAAAAAAGAAGGCCUCUUGUUUCACGGGUCAUUCAGUGAGAAUGACAUCACGCUUGCGACUUAGCGAUAGAAGAUUUCUUCGAAUGGGGCGAGCAUCUUCUUUCUUUUUUUUUCGCGGUGAAUUUCCAUUCAGACGCGAAAACUUCAAGGAAUAAUCUUCGCCCGCGUCUGCAUCUGCGGAAAGUAUGGGGUUUGAUAAUAACGGAUGACUAACUUUACCUUACACCGUGCAAGCGUCACUCGGACAGAACUUUCUGUCAAGCGUUUAAAAAAGAUCAACGAAGAACAUUCGUCGUGCUUCGUAUGCGACAAAACGUGAAAAGGAGGAACACGACACUGAUUCUCAGAGUUGUCGGAGAAUUACUCACGCUGUUGCGUGCUUCUCUCUCGCCGAAAUGAGAAAAAGAAGAAAAGAAACCGAACGAGAGAUCAAGCUGCUGCAACCUCGAGCAAUAAUCGUCACACACUUCACCACGCUGUGAACGCUUUCUCCGAUUCUUCGGCGAAGAAACGCAACGUCGUCUCGCGUCGUGCGACUUGGAGACGAGAUCAAAGUGUCUUUCCUCUCCCGAAGGCGUCGAAGCAAAGGUUUUCGUCAGCAAUAAGCGCUUCUCGUGGCUUUUAGACGAGCCACGUUGACUAGCCCAACCGUUGGUGCCUCGCGACGCCUUUUUUUUUUUUUUUUUUCGUCGCUAGACGUCGAUACACGGACUAAUCACGGGGGGCUAAAAUCCCCUUCUCCCCCCGUAUCGCGUGUGCAUGCCAUAUAUCGAAGCCAAACUGCCAGGAAAAAAAAAAAAGAAAAGAAAAAAAAAAAGAAACGCCAGCUACGCGGUCUACCAAGUUCGCACGAAUGUAAUAGUUGCGGAUAGGACACGAAAUAGGAGUGCUUGACACGCUGCGAGCGAUCGUACGAGAGCGUAUCAAUGACUUUUUUGACGAUGGUGGGCGUCACACUACGUAUGGCUUGACUUUGCUUGGUUAACGCAGAAAUAUUAACACGCACAAAUAAAACAAACGGGAAUGUCUGUCGACAUUCGAUGGUGCAAUCGUGUCGAAACAUAUUCUACGUGUAACAUACGUUAUAUAUAAUUUCAACUAACGAUCAUUCAAAUAAAUAGAUUUAUACAAUUGUAUGAUUCUGUCCAAACAGAGAUCGACGAGUUAAUUUCUGAGAGGAGAGUGUCCCGUGUCUUUCGAGCAGUUGUAAGAAAAAUCGAAAGAAAGUCUGAGAUCAGUCGUAUCGGCGACUGUUACUGAGAAAGGGGAAGUGUUAAAGCAAUAGAAUUGUACAAUUAAUUUAUAAAACCUUUACGAUGGUAGUUCCGAAUAAGUAAUACGUACCUCUUGCACGCAACGCAACGCCAUUUCGAACAUUUUUCGCCGGGAGUGCGUCAGAUUAACCACUUGCGCUGGCAACUGCGGACCAUAACGAGUGACCAAACUGUACACAGUAAUUUCGCUCGGCUAUGAUAUCGCUGGAAUAAAAACCGAUUGGGAGGUAAUAAAUUUAUUGUUUGUUUCGCCUGUUUUGUUUCACUUUAAAUAUACUGCUGAAAUAAGCUGAGAAAACAUUGCAAUUCUGGGGCAAAAGAAGAAAUUCUCGACGCGCGUGGCGCGUCAUUCCAGCGCAAGAGGUUAAAGGAUCGUACGAUCGACUGGACAGUCGAGCGAAUCAAGGACUCCUCCAUUGGGCUAGGUCGUUGAGAAGGAACUCGGGGGUGCCUACUCGAAUUGAAGUUUGCCGCGAAAGCGCGGCGAACCACGUCCAGUUUUCCGCGAGAACGAAACAUCCAGCGCGCGAUUCGACGGUAUCUGAGAAAGCGAAACUCGGAAGAUCGGAGCACGCUAGGAUUUCGAAAAAAAAGUAAUGAUGAAAAAGCAUUUUAAUUCGUUGAAGACCAUGCGACUGGUUUGGCCAAACAUUUUAAUUCCUUUGAACCUUGUAUUUUUUUUUUUUUUUUUUUUGUUUUUCGUAGCUCCGAAUAAGUUGAUUGAAAGAAAUUGCAAAUAUAAUGUAUCAGUCGACGAUUAACGACGAGUUAAGCAAACAUGUAUAAAUAUUUGAUAUUUCCAAGCAUCGAAAUUACGCUCGAUCCGUCUCGAAACGAAAACCUCCGAGUUAUGGAAAGAAUUACUUUUGUCUAGAGAGAGAGAAGGAUGCCCCGAACUUCCGGGCGCGAGCGUAGACGUUACAGUUGUUGUCGAGCAUUCUGUUUCUUUGGUCCUCGACGUGCUGAAAAUUGUUCGUAAUCAGUGCCAUAAUUCUUUUCGUCCGCGUUCGCCUCGUAGAAACACAGAUAGUCGUCCAUGUUGUGUCUCACUUGGUUAUCUCAAAUUCCACGCGUAUCGCUUGUUUCCUCGGUCUUAUCUUUGCUGUUUGUUGUACGUUUACAUUUAGAUAUUGUGUCAAGUGCCAAAAAGCAAACAAACGUAAAAAGAGAGAUGAAGAAAAAAAAAAAAUCCCGAGGCGAGAGUGCAAGUUCCUCGAUAUGAAGCGAACGCUUUUUAGACGUCUGAUCGUGCGCUUCGUGGCGGAUCCUAGAUUUUGGCGGUUUGCUUUCCGGACGGAAGGAGGAAAAUUGAAAAAAAAAAAUAAAAACAGAAGGAGCGAAAAAGAAAGGACGUAGGCUAAUUAAUAAGAAAGUAAGAAAGAGCUACGAUAGAAGGUGAGUGUGUAACCUCGUAUGCGGCCGCACUGAUUUUGUACAUUUGAUUUUUCGGAUCUUUGAGGGUUAGUGCCUUUUUGAAUAUCUCCAGCCGUGACGUCGUGUUAUCAUCUCAUCAGCCCGACAGAAGCAACGCAAGAAAGGGAGAGAGAAAGAAAGAGAAAGAAUAUGUGUGUGUGUGUGUGUGUGUGUGUGAGAGAGAACCAUCGAUAUAAAUACGGACUGUACAGGGCAUUCAUUGCUAAAGAGAACGAUGCGUGAACGUACGAGCUUCUUUUCCUUCUUUUUCUUUUGUUAUUUUUUUUAAUGUCUAUGGAAAAGAUUCGGUUUAACCUCUUACCUAACGAUUUCCUUUCGGAUUUCUUUCGAUUCUUAGACGAUCGCGAUGCUCUCUCGAAGCGAUCUAUUCUGAAAUUUCGUAGAAUAUUAUAAAUUGUGAACGGUGGAGUGGUAAAUUGUAAUGUACAUUCGGAUCUCAUUCAUUCGAUAAGUAUUUCGUCUAAAGAAAAAAAAAAAAAGAAACAGAAAAAAAUGAGAGCCUUAGUUAUUACAAUUAGUUAGGAUCGCGUGUAAUCUGUUAAUUUAAACGGAUUAAAACUUAAAUUUCCAAAUUUCGUGGGACUACGAUCGUAUUUCCUGCUCUCAGAUCGAGUGAUUACAAUUUAUUCUGUAUUUUUUAACGUUCGGUAAUUUCUGCUUGCUUCUUCUUUUUAAUAUCGCGAUGCUCGUGCCACAAAAUGUCGAUUCGUGGCUCGACGUUUUACGAGGCAAGAGGUUAAUCUCGAAUGUCGCGCGAGUGAACGAAAUCGGAAGACAAUUUUUUGGGGGUUCGUUCGAGGGUGAAAUCAAAUUUCUUUCGGGAGAACUCGCGAGCUCUCGAUCGUGUGUUGGAUAAGGUCCAGACUGCGCGUCGUUCGAAGAGUAGACGACUUUUGGAUCGAAAGGCUUUUCUCUUUCUAUCAACUACCGCGUAGCGUAAUCCCGUCUAAGGUUAAUUGUAAGAGAAACAAUAGGCGAUACGCGGGAGAAACUAGCCCAUCGUAUCCAAGCGCAGAUAAGACACGAGCUGUGUAACAUUUUCUGAGCGAAUUUCUUCGCGCGAACUGCCAUUCAUUGAUCAUUUCAUCGAUACUCUUGCACUUUCUUCCAGAGAUUAAUAUAUCCGGAUGUUUCUCUCUUUUUUUUUUUCUUUUUUUUCUUUUUUGUUAAACAAGCACGAAAGGGAGCAACGUUCAACGAGAACUCGAUUCAACGAAUCGAACACAGAAGUAACUGAUAACCUGAUUGAGAACCUUCGUUUCACAUCGAACGAUCCGACAUUGACAGAAUCGCUUGAAAGUACGCCGAGGCGAUUUCUCACAAUCGGGGGAUUCGUUGUGACGAAAUUUCUAGUACCGAGAGUGAUCCGUGGCGAUUGUUGAAAGUAAAUUUCGACGGUAAUAUCUUCCGAAAGAAACGGAUGGGGGACAUUUUCACGUUUUCGCUACGCUUACUGCCACGAAUGACAGUAAGACGUAAGACAGCGUUUUUCCUCGAUUUUCUUUUUCUUUCUCUUUUCAAGGUUUUAGAAUUAAUCAGACGGCCAACGCUCGACAAUUCGGAAUUCAAUCUAGCACUGUUCAAUCUAGGGUAAAUCACUGUUAGAAUUUAGCAUUGUAAUUCUACGCUCGGCGAGAUAUCCGCAUGUCGGGUCGUAUUUAAGGCGAGAUUCCCUACGAAAGUCUCGAACGAGGCACGUUUUAUGUUCUCACGUUGUGAUUUUCGAUCGCCGCCAGACAUAAUCGUAUGAAAAGAAAACGGUUACACGUUCACGUGCGUGUUCGCGCGACACUUUUCGAUCGCGGGCGUAAUUAAUUAUUAACUAACGUUUAACGGCACGCGAAAUUAUCGCAUAUGUACGAAGUGGACGGAGGAAGUGGCCUUACAUUCGAUUCCUUCGAUUCGCGUUGCUUCGCUUGCCAGUUUGUCAAAGCAUUCGUGGACGACUGUGAACUUGCUCUUUGUAGUUGUACACGUUUUUCGUGAUGCUGCGCUGAAUGAAAAGAAGAAGAAGAAGAAGAAGAAGAAGAAGAAGAAGAAGAAGAAGAAGAAACGGCUGGAUAAAAGUGUUAUAUUUGAAACAAACAAACUGUGUCGAACACUUGGACUUUCUGGCUCGAUCGACGCCGUUAACGAAAUUUAGAAAAAUUCAUUCCUCGUGAAUGAAAGCGGAGAGAAACGGACCAGCACCGGGCCAUUCACAACGAACGUAUUGUGCUCGUUUAAAUUGGCUCGUUGAACGUUUGAAUAGCACCGAUGAUGAAUUUAAUUAAAAGCGAUACACAUUAACCGGCGCAGCCGUGCAUCCAGCUGGCGCGUGUCGUUCUUCGUGCUCGGCCACGUUAGAAAGUUGGAGACGAGAGCAAGAAACACAUUUGGUUAACGCAUUCGCGAUCGGCGACUGUAAAACCAAGACGUUUAACUAUUAACGUUCCCUAUAAUUUCCAAAACUGUCUGUAACAACCGAGCAAGAGGUUCUGCCAUUUGUAUGAAUAUUGCGUGAACAUUAUGUAGAAAAUAUUACUUCUCGAAUUGUACCGGCGCAUCGCUGCUUGUGUCACUGUUCUAUUCACAAUCACAGAAAGCGCACAAAAUUAUCUCCUUCCAUAGUAGGCGUUGCUUCUUUCAAAUAACCAACGCGCGAGGAAACUAACGUAACAAAAAUUUGAAAACGAAGAUACUGAUAAUUUUGAUUAAAAAAGAAAAAAAAAGAAAAAAAAGAAAAGGAACCAACGGGUGACGAAUGGUCAAUUUCGAACCAUGUAAUGUUUUAUGUAAAACUUGAUACUGCUGUAUCAAUUAUAUUCAGCGAUAUUAUUGUAGCCUGGAAUUUAUUGUUCACUUAUUUAUCGAAUGUUCGUAUAUUUAUCAGACGAAUGAAAGUUACAUUCGGCCAUGCGGUGUGAUAUUAUUAUAGGUUUACUCCUUUAAAUAAACAUAUUACAAGAUUUAACAAGAAACUGUGACAGUAACUGUUUAUUUUAAUUAAUGUGCAACAAGAUCUUUAUGACGUUGAUUCUCAACAACCGAGAUUACAAUACAUAUAUAUAUUUCCCGCUAUUUGAUUUUCUUCGUACUUCAUUCAAUCGUAAUCAACGUCGCCGCUGUUGAACUUGUUUUUUGAAAAUACGCGCGCCGCCGCAACGUGUAACUCGCAGAGGCGCCAAUUUUGAAUUGAAAGCGUUGGACUACGAUCGCCAGCUGAAGAAUUUGAAAUGACACAGGAGCACUAUUAUCGGCCGCGGAUGUGUGUUAAUACGUACGUACGAUGUCUCGUCUCUCUAAUUACGCAGUCUGGACGUGUCGCCUCUGUGUCAUAGUAAUCUCGCGGUACAAGCAAACCGCGUAAAUCGCACAAAUUUCAGGCCUAAUUCAAUGUUUCUCGCGUUGCACAGUUAAUCACGGUG
Frieseomelitta varia is the source of this 8589-nucleotide messenger RNA. RefSeq names its product division abnormally delayed protein (gene dally). Gene Ontology annotation, cellular component: plasma membrane; extracellular region; cell surface. The transcript is spliced from 8 exons. The coding region runs from base 1 to 1881 and encodes 626 amino acids. The record is from RefSeq and is a predicted model, not a curated record. Lineage: Eukaryota; Metazoa; Arthropoda; Insecta; Hymenoptera; Apidae. Gene Ontology annotation, biological process: cell migration; regulation of protein localization to membrane; positive regulation of canonical Wnt signaling pathway.